AUGGUCCCCCGGCAGUCUGCUGCAACCUCUCUGAUUACCUCCCUCCUCCGGCCUUCACUCUCGCUACCACAAUCCUACAUCUGUACACCAUGCCGUCGUAACCUGCAUCGUGGACUCCCGGAAAAUGGCCGCGUGCCGUCGCCUACACCCUUUGUGCCCGAUGUUCCCACGUUUCUGACGCUCAUCGGUCGCGAAUUGUCCAAACACGCAAGCAAGAUCGAAUCCUGGGAGGAGCUUUUCACCUUGACGUCGCAGCAAUUGAAGUCGAGAGGGAUCGAACCCCCCCGAACCCGGCGAUACCUUCUCCGAUGGCGGGAGAAGUUCCGAAAAGGCGAUUUUGGCAUCGGGGGAGACCUCCAACAUGUCAAGGACGGAGUCGCUGAAUUGAGGUUGGUCGAGGUACCAAGUCUCAAGAAAGAUCCGGAAACAGGGAACCCACUGUCCCGCCCGGUAACUGUGGGUAGGACUCCGGGCAUGCAAAAGUUGAUUGUCAACGUGCCAAACGGGUCCACGACCUAUGCAUUACAGCCAGGACAAACCACUGCGGACUUACAGAAACCCAAGGGUUUCAAGCUGAAGAAUGGUUAUAUCAUAAAGGGCAAACAAGCACAUCCCAUAAAAGGCACGUACGGCAGCGGGGUUAUGUUGAAAGUUGUAGAAGGACUCUGGGAGCAUAAACGUGGACACAAGGUGCAUGGGGGUGAGAGAAGGCGAGCAGAGACAUUACACAAACUGAGGGUGGAAGAGAACAAGAAAAAUGCGAGGUAA
Messenger RNA from Capronia epimyces CBS 606.96, 768 nucleotides. RefSeq lists its product as uncharacterized. Lineage: Eukaryota; Fungi; Ascomycota; Eurotiomycetes; Chaetothyriales; Herpotrichiellaceae. Gene Ontology annotation, cellular component: mitochondrion. The record is from RefSeq and is a predicted model, not a curated record. The transcript has a single exon. Bases 1 to 768 code for a protein of 255 amino acids.